Messenger RNA from Dermatophagoides pteronyssinus (European house dust mite), 2227 nucleotides. Its product is annotated as ankyrin repeat domain-containing protein 13C. Gene Ontology annotation, molecular function: signaling receptor binding. Gene Ontology annotation, cellular component: cytoplasm. Gene Ontology annotation, biological process: protein retention in ER lumen. NCBI's taxonomy places the organism in Eukaryota, Metazoa, Arthropoda, Arachnida, Sarcoptiformes, Pyroglyphidae. The record is from RefSeq and is a predicted model, not a curated record.
UUAGUUUUUUUUGUUAAUCACUGGUGAAUAACCCAAUUUUCCAAUCUUACAAAUAAUUAUUCAUUUGAAUAAGGUAAAAUCAGGACUGUUCAUUAUUCGAGCUUGUUUUUUCCGAUAAAAACAACGAAUCAAUUUUUCUUGUUUAUCAUUUAAGCUUGUGACGAAAAAAUGUCCGAUGGAGGAUGUUCUGAAGAAUCGGAAGAUUUUGUCGAUGCAGUUGAUGAUGUUCAAACAACACAGAUUACAAUAAACAUUGCUGAUCUCGAAAAAGAGCCCUACCCAUUGCAUCGUGCCGUGUUUGAGAAUCAGCCAUGCAAAGUUCUAGCGGAAUUAUUAUCGUCCAUUACCGAACGGAACAAAUAUAUUAAAAUUGCUGACAUUGUCAGCCAAAAAGAUGUCCAUGGCAAUACUCCAUUACAUUUGGCCGUUAUGUUAGGUCAUCAUGAUCUUAUAAAUUUUUUACUUCAGCAGAAUUCCCCAAUUAAAACGAAGAAUAUUCAAGGGUGGACACCGUUAGAUGAAGCGAUUAGUUAUGGUGAUCGUAAAAUAAUAAAAAGUAUUUUGUUGCUUGGCCGUAAACAAGCUCGACAAUCGUUGGGUAAUCGAUCACCAAAAUUAAUGGAAACAUUACGAAAGAUAAAAGACUUUCAGAUGGAAUUACGAUGGGAAUUUCAUUCAUGGAUUCCUUUAUUGAAACGUUUCUUGCCGUCAGAUGUUUGUGGUAUAGCCAAACGUGGAUGUUCAUUUCGUUUGGAUACAACCCUUCUAGAUUUUAAUGAUCGCCGUUGGCGGCGUGGUAAUUUAACCUUUUUAUUUCUUGGUGAUAAUGUUGGAAAAAAUUCUUCCACUUCUAAUACAACCGAUCGUCAUUCAUUGGUCAUCAUGGAUAAUGAGCUUAAAGUUUAUCAAUAUAUUCGUUAUAAUGAAGAAAUGGACAUUGAUGAAGAUGUCGACAUGUUGAUGAGCACGGAUUUAGUUUAUCUUCAACCUAACACCAAAGCGAUUUCAUUUUCAAGAGCACAGAGUGGCUGGUUUUUUAAUCGUUACAACAAGACUGAAAAAGUUGGUCAAUUUGAUGCUGAUUUCUACAACAUAAAUGGAUUCACCAUCGAAACGAAAAAACGUCGUGAACAUCUGAGUGAAGAAGAUAUCUAUGCGAAUAAAGCUAUUUAUGAAACAUUAAAAAAAUCUUUGGAACAGCAAAAAAAUCAGCGAAAAUCAUCGCAAAAAUCUUUAGAAGGAUCAUCAUCAUCGUUUGAUGAUAUUGUCCAUGUUGAUCAACUUUCUAAAUCUAAUAAUACACAGCAAUCAUUGACUAAAAAUGGCAGUAAUAACCAGAUGAAUGGUGAUGCAUUUCAUGAAAUAGAAUCAGAUGUUCAGCAUACCAUCGGUGAAGGUGGUGAAGAAACUGACGAUGAAGAAAAUCUCAUCGAGGCAGCAAUGGUUUCGGCCAUGUCCGGUCAAGAGGAUCAAUUACCAAUCAAACCACGAAGAUCUCUCCCACCUCCUCCAAGACCUGAGGUCACCUGGGAGCAAUACAUUAAUUCUACAAAAGGAAUGCCACCAUGCCUUGGUCGUCAAUGGGAUCUUAAAGUACGAACAAAAAAUUUAAAAGCCACCGUUGCAAUGAGUCAAGAAUUUCCGCUGUCCAUCGAAUCAUUGUUGAACAUAUUAGAGGUUUUUGCUACAUUCAAACAUUUCAAAAAAUUAAAAGAAUUCAUCAACUUGAAUUUACCACCAGGAUUUCCUGUUAAAAUUGACAUUCCGAUGAUCGCAACUAUUUUGGCAAGGGUUACAUUCUUGAAUUUUAAUUAUAAUGAUAAGCUUGAUGCUAAUUUGUUUCAAAUUCCAGCCGAUUAUACCGAAGACCCGAAUCGAUUUCCUGAUCUAUAACGAGAUGGUCAAAUCUAACAAAUUUUUGUGAAUUUUUAUAUAAAGAAAAAAGUUGAUAUAUAAUUUUACCCUGUGAUUUACUUUUACUAAAAGAUAAAUAAGGAAUAAUCUUAGUCAUUUUAAUGAAUUUAACCCGAAUUUAGAAUUGACAAUUUUUUAUCAGAAAAAAAACACCGAAUACACUAACAGAAAUCCAUUCAGACAUGUUACCUCUGAAUAUCAUUUUUUAUUCAUCACUUUUUAUUUAUUUGCAAAUUAUUAUUCAAAAUUUUUUCAAAAUUUUAUUGUUUAUAUGCAUGAUUAUUGUUUUAAACACGGAACACAAAAAAAAAAU